Molecule: messenger RNA, 1023 nt
Organism: Fraxinus pennsylvanica
Lineage: Eukaryota; Viridiplantae; Streptophyta; Magnoliopsida; Lamiales; Oleaceae
Source: the annotation of a GenBank genome assembly
AUGGGUGAGUUAUAUCAAGUGUUGAUUCAUAAUGGCAAUGGGUUCUCUAAAGUGCAUUGUGAACCCAUAAAUCAGAAGGAAAGUAAUGAUGACCAGAAAGAGGAUUCUUGGUUUGAAGAAGAACUGGAUGCUGAUCUCAAAUGGUCUUUUGCUUUGAAUAGAGUUCUGCACAGAGGAACCAGUGAGUACCAGGACAUAGCCCUUCUGGACACAAAACGAUUUGGAAAGGUGUUGGUGAUUGAUGGGAAGAUGCAAAGUGCUGAAGUUGACGAAUUUAUUUAUCAUGAAUAUUUAAUUCAUCCUGCUCUCUUAUGUCACCCCAACCCCAAAACUGUGUUUAUAAUGGGAGGAGGUGAGGGGUCUGCAGCAAGAGAAGCACUCAGGCACAAAUCAUUGGACAAAGUGAUCAUGUGUGAUAUUGAUCAGGAAGUAGUUGAUUUUUGCAGAAAGCAUCUUACAGCAAAUCAUGAGGCUUUUCGUAAUAUCAAACUUAAUUUAGUGAUCAAUGAUGCCAAAGCUGAAUUGGAGGAGAGGGAUGAAAAGUUCGAUAUAAUAGUGGGAGAUUUAGCAGAUCCAGUUGAAGGAGGGCCUUGCUAUCAACUAUACACGAAGUCUUUCUAUGAAAAUAUUCUCAAGCCUAAACUCAGUGACAAUGGCGUCUUUGUUACUCAGGCUGGACCAGCAGGGGUGUUUACUCAUAAGGAGGUCUUCUCAUCAAUAUACAACACAAUCAAACAAGUUUUCAAAUAUGUUCUUGCAUACACAGCUCAUGUGCCAUCAUUUGCUGAUACAUGGGGUUGGGUUAUUGCUUCUGAUCAACCACUCUGCAUUGAAGCUGCAAAAUUGGACAACAAAAUUGCAGAAAGAAUUGAUGGAGAGUUGCUGUACUUGAAUGGAGCGUCGUUUGUCUCCUCCACCAUUCUAAACAAGACCGUUACCAAAACGUUGAAGAAUGAGACCCAUGUCUACACAGAGGACAAUGCAAGGUUCAUCCAUGGCCAAGGUGUUGCAUACAGGAUUUAA